AUGCAGCUACUGGAAAAUACGGUCUAUAUGUCCGGAGAUGGAGCUGAAAUCCUCAUGGGACAUCUCCACGAAGCUCUCCUGGAGGUAAUUGGAAAGCCUUUGCAUGAGGUUCCUGGGGAGAGCGGCCUUAUUGCGUCCUCCGUGGUAGGAAACUUUUCCGGGCCAGGCUAUCAUCAAGUACUCUGGGAUCAUUGCCUUGCAGAGCAUGGUGGCAUACAGCCCGGUUUUUGCUGGCUUUCGCGCAGCAUGCGGUCUUUCUCUGUUUCAGAAAUCCUUAGCAGAGUGAUGUCGCUCAUGGUGACCUGCUUUGAAUUAGGGGAAGCUGCGAGUGUCUCUCGAGCUACCCCAGCAUCCCCCUCCCAGAGGCUGGCGCAGAUUAGGCGGAGAAAGAAAAGGACACAGGACAAGAUGUUCUCCGAACUUAUGGGCUGCUCCCAAGCCGAGGCGGCCCAGUGGAGGGAGAACAUGUCGCAAUACCAGCGAUCACACAGCGAACUGGAGGAGAGGUGGCGGCAGGAAGACCAGCAGGCGACUCAAACGCUGCUUGGACUAAUGAGGGAGCAAACGGACACACUCCGGCGCCUUGUGGAUGUUCUGCAGGACCGGAGGCAGGAGGACAGAGCCCCGCUGCAGUCUAUCUGUAACCACGGUCCCCCGCCACAAAGUCACAUACCCCCCUCACCCAAAGUCCCAAGAAGGAGGGGCGGCAGGGGCCGUGAAAACUGUCACUCCACCCCUGCAGACUGCUCAAGUAACAGAAGGCUCUCAUUCCCAAAGUUUUGGUAAGUCCUUUCCUUCACUCCAAAAGCACCUCACCCAAGCCCCCGUCCCAGUGUCAUCCCCUAACUGUGUAGUUGUUAAUAAAAGAUACGUUUCUGUUCA
Messenger RNA from Malaclemys terrapin pileata, 882 nucleotides. RefSeq lists its product as uncharacterized. NCBI's taxonomy places the organism in Eukaryota, Metazoa, Chordata, Testudines, Emydidae. Bases 1 to 786 code for a protein of 261 amino acids. The record is from RefSeq and is a predicted model, not a curated record. The transcript has 2 exons.